AUGAACUUUUGGGAAAAUCGAGUGUUUCGCAUUAGUGGCAACAAAUUGACAGGAACAUGUGUUUUAAUCAAUGAGCGUCAUGUUUUAACCGCUGCGCACCUAUCCUUCAAGCUCAAUCAAUCGUACAAAAUCAAAGGAGCUGGAAAUCAAGAGUUUGCCGUCAACUGCAUUUUCAUUUGCAAACAUCGUGAUUUCGCCAUACUCCAGUCAGAUGAUUUUCCGAUUAUGGAACUGACAAUGGGCUCUCUGGGACGAGGUGCUAAAUACUUCCUGAUGGGCUAUCCGAACGGCGUCGAUUCUUCUAUUCCGACUAUCACAAAAGGAACCAUCGAAGGACAUAUGGACGAUUGUCUUCAUCUAGUCGGAACUCCUGGUCCGAAGCAAGGCUACUCAAGCGCUCCAGUCUUUAAUGAGUCGGGAAGAUUAGCAGGACUAUUGCUCGGCGGCACAACUGGAUUAAGUGUCAAUACGACCAUUCAAGAAUGUCUUGUUUCGUCUGCGGAACAGAAAUACGCGCGCAUCUUAGGAAUUGGCUACAUCGUUGACCGUCAUAAUCAAGGAAACUCAGACAGCGAAUCGUAA
Molecule: messenger RNA, 582 nt
Organism: Caenorhabditis bovis
Lineage: Eukaryota; Metazoa; Nematoda; Chromadorea; Rhabditida; Rhabditidae
Source: the annotation of a GenBank genome assembly